CGAAAUCUAACAGGGUUGUCGAAGCAGCCGCGGCGGACGGCAUGAGGUGGCAUCUGGAGUUGCGACCAUGGUCGGUAUUCCAUCAUGGGUGUUGACCGGCGAGUCAACGGGCGAGCACCUCUUCAGUCUCCACACAUCAACGGACGGAGCAUCGAGCUGGCCAUGGAAUAACAUUUUGCCUUUUCCAUUAAAAAAUCAUCAAGGCUUGGCGCUUCUCUGACCUCGCUGCGCCCUGGCUCUCGCCCUCCGAUCCCAAGCAGCGCCGCACCCAGUGCCGCGAUGGAAUCCGAAUCCCCCGUGGCCGUCGUGACGGUGCCGUUCCCGGCGCAGGGCCACCUGAACCAGCUCCUGCACCUAUCCCUGCUACUCGCCUCACGCGGGCUCCCCGUCCACUUCGCCGCGCCGGAGCCGCACCUCCGCGAGGCCCGCGCGCGCCUGCACGGCUGGGACGCCGCCGACUCCCUCCUCGCCGCCGUCCGCUUCCGCGCUCUCGAGAUCCCCGCUUGCGCGUCCCCUCCCCCGGACCCCUCGUCCCCGUUCCCGGUGCACGUGCAGCCCCUCUUCGAGGCAUUCUGCGCCGGCGCGCGGGCCCCACUCGCCGCGCUCCUGGCGGAGCUCUCCGCGUCCCACCGCCGCGUCGUCGUGCUGCACGACCGCAUGGCGGCGUUCGCCGCGGCCGAGGCUGCGCGGCUGCCCAACGGCGAGGCGUUCGGGGUGCACUGCCUCGCCGCCUCCUACAACGUCGGGUGGAUGGACCCCGGGCACCGCCUCCUGCGGGAGCACGGCCUCGUCUUCCACCCGCCCGACUCCUGCGCGACCAAGGAGUUCGUGGCGCUUGCCAAGCGGAUGGGCCAGGAGCGCAGGCGCGCCCCUGUAGCCGGGAUGGUCGUGAACACCUGCCGCGUGCUCGAGGGCGAGUUCCUCGACGUGCUGGCGGGGAUCCCCUCCUCGGACGGCCACAAGCUGUUCGCCGUUGGGCCUCUGAACCCGGUGCUCCUCCCCGACGCGAGCAGGAGCGCGCGGCCCCUGGCGGAGAGGAACGCGCCCGCGCGGCACGAGUGCCUGCAGUGGCUCGACAAGCAGCCGCCGUCGUCGGUACUGUACGUCUCGUUCGGCACGACGUCGUCGCUCCGGCCAGAGCAGGUGCGCGAGCUGGCAGCCGCGCUGCGCAGCAGCAACCAGCGGUUCAUCUGGGUGCUCCGCGACGCCGACCGCGCGGACAUGCGCGAUGCCGCGGUGAGUCACGGGCGCCUCGCCGUCGCGGCGUCCGAGCUCGGCGACGCGACGGCGCGAGGGGCCGGCGUUAUGGUCACAGGGUGGGCGCCGCAGCUGGAGAUCCUGGCGCACUGCGCGACGGCUGCGUUCAUGAGCCACUGCGGGUGGAACUCGACCGUGGAGAGCCUGAGCCACGGGAAGCCCAUCCUGGCGUGGCCCAUGCACAGCGACCAGCCCUGGGACGCCGAGCUCGUGUGCAAGUACCUCAGGGCCGGCGUCCUCGUGCGGCCGUGGGAGCAUCGCCACGACAUCACGCCGGCAGCCGCGAUCCGCGAGGCGAUCGAGAGGGUGAUGGCCUCGGACGAAGGGACUUCGAUGCAGCUGCGGGCGACGGCACUCGGGGAGGCCGUCCGCGACGCCGUGGCCGAGGGCGGGUCGUCCAGACGGGACUUGGAUGACCUCGUUGCGUACAUGACGAGGUAAUCGCUGCGGCGAUUGUGCCGCAUGGUGCUGUUCGAACUAACAAUUUGAUGCUAUCUAAGCAAUUUGAUUUGAAUGUUACUUACGAAAGCAAAGGCUUAAGGUGAUUUGGAUUUAAGCGCGUUGUGGAGAGGGGUGUUCCCAGAAUCGCUUUUGCGAUAAGCUCUACGAGGUCAUUUACAACGCGAACGCUUGGCCGGGCGCUCGCGGGUGGUUGCUGUUUUUUCUUCCACGAUGGAGGUUCACAGGAGCGCUUGCCGUGGCGUCGCUGCUUGCUUAAGCCGUCGACGCCUCAUGUCGUUUUCAGCGUGGAAACAGACAGUUGCAGCCCGGAUAACGGGAGAUUAGCAUGGAAAAUUAGUUGAUCUCAUUGUAGCUUAAGACUCUUAUACAAUAACAUCAUUAUUUUCUCUUUUUAAACAUA
Molecule: messenger RNA, 2119 nt
Organism: Phragmites australis (common reed)
Lineage: Eukaryota; Viridiplantae; Streptophyta; Magnoliopsida; Poales; Poaceae
Product: putative cis-zeatin O-glucosyltransferase
Exons: 1
Coding region: 280-1698 (472 amino acids)
Molecular function (GO): UDP-glycosyltransferase activity
Source: RefSeq, a predicted model, not a curated record